Molecule: messenger RNA, 1415 nt
Organism: Vicia villosa (hairy vetch)
Lineage: Eukaryota; Viridiplantae; Streptophyta; Magnoliopsida; Fabales; Fabaceae
Product: transcription factor MYB30-like
Exons: 3
Coding region: 257-1099 (280 amino acids)
Source: RefSeq, a predicted model, not a curated record
AAAUGAAUAAAUAAAACAUUUUCCAUAGAAAUACUACACAUAUACAUUAUUUCCAAGAAGCUGACAUAAAAUGCCCAAGUGAUAUGUAUAUGAAAAAUAAAAACUAUUAUUGUCGCAGACAAUUCAAUUUGCCAAUCUUGAAUACUGGUGUGCAGAAUAUAUCCAAGUGUGUAUAUAUAAAUAUAUAUAGGCUUGAGAAACAUAGUUGAACAAUCUUGUUUCUAAAUAGCUUCUUCUUGUAUAAAAUAAUUUGAAAAUGGUUAGGGCACCUUGUUGUGAGAAGAAGGGAUUGAAGAAGGGUCCAUGGAGCUUAGAGGAAGAUAAAAUCCUCACAUCUUACAUCCAAAAACAUGGACACAGUAAUUGGCGUGCACUUCCAAAACAUGCAGGUUUAUUAAGAUGUGGUAAGAGUUGUAGAUUGAGAUGGAUUAACUAUUUAAGACCUGAUAUUAAGAGAGGAAACUUUACAAAUGAAGAAGAAGAAACCAUCAUUCAGAUGCAUCACUUGCUGGGGAACAGGUGGUCAGCAAUAGCAGCAAAGUUACCUGGAAGAACAGACAAUGAAAUCAAAAAUGUAUGGCACACACAUUUGAAGAAGAGACUAUUGAAAACCAAUAACCAAUCAAAUUCAAAUGUCAAAAGAAGAGUUUCAAGAACAAAAAUCAAAAGAUCUGAUUCCAAUUCAAGCACUUUAACUCAAUCAUAUGAGCCUUCUAAUGCUCCUAAUAAUUUGCUUGAAAUGGAAACUACAUCAUCAAAUGGCACUUUUUCUACUGAUUUUUCAUCAAAAGGAAAAAAUAUUGACAAUAUCAUGAAUUGUGAAGACCCUGAAGACUCACUAGUGACAAUGCUUGAAAUUGAUGAAAGCUUUUGGUCAGAAACAAAAACUGAUGAUGAAAUUAGUUCCACCAUGCCAUCAAAUACUCAACUACCAAAUCAACAAUACACUUCUAAUAAUUCAUUGGAGAAUUUCCAAAACCAAGAGGGCUAUGGUUAUAGUUCAAAUUCAAACUCCUUUGAUAAUGAUGAUGAUGGAAUGAAUUUUUGGUAUGACUUGUUCAUCAGAUCAGGGGAAUCUAUUGAAUUGCCAGAGUUCUAAGCUUUUAUCAUGAACACAUUUUGACGGUGUUACUAAAUUUGGCAGAAAAUAUUUUUUAAUUAAAUCAUAUUACUACAUUCAAUUUGACUAUUACAAGUGAAGCGGUGCAUUGAUUUCUGAUGGGUAACAAUAGUAUGAAAAGUAGCUGUGCCAACUGUUAAAGGGUGAGGAGUCAAAAGAGAAAUCCAAAUUUUGUUAAUGCAUGCAAUAUAAAUAUAAUGUGUAAAACAUCAGGUUAGAAAAAUAAAUAAAAAAUUGUUACAGAUAGUUUCAUUAGGUUAAAGUUACAUUCGAUGGUGAUUGUAAUAGCAAUAAA